AUUCUUGAAGUGGCUGACCUUUCCACGUCAAGUAAAGCUCAUUACCGAUGGGAGAAUGAGCCCAAUAUUAAGGAAAAUGAUAGUCACAGGUGUUUGUGGCCUCGUAAGCCUUGUACUGCGGCAGAAUUUGUAUCUUGAGCACCUCCGUGCUGACGAUUUAUAUAUCAAGCAGCGUGGUAAUGGUGAACCUACACUGAAAGUCUUGCUAUCCGGUGUCAGAAAAAAUUCGGGUACACCGAGAGUUGAAUCUAGCUGGCAACACGUCAAGGACCUCCUUGUGCACUGUUACAAUGUUUUGGGAUUAAAUCCAAGUGAGGGUACAAAGUCCUUGCAUAAGUUUAUCGGUAGUCAGACAGAGAGUGCGACUCUUGAAGGUUACCCUGAUUUCUGGAAUGAUGAUGAAAAGGAUAUGUACCUAAGGUUAAUAAUUCAAGCAGACAUAAGCAAGACUGAAACUUCACUUCAAAACUGAGGUGUCACUUGGCCGAGGGACACAUACGGAUCUGUUGUGUCGAUGUUGCAAGAUAUAAUUAACCAUGACACUAAAUCAACAUAUGACACUAGCAAACCAUUGGAAUAUAUCAGACUCUGCCGGAAUGUGGGGAAGAAGUUUAAUGUGCCACAAAAUGUACAGCGAGAGAUCAGUGACCGUGUUGGUUUCUUAAGAAAGAUGGAAGAGUGGCAUCCAACAAUCUGGACAUCCUUGUAUCAAGCUGUUGGUUGUCUUUGAGUGGCAAGUGGGCGUAUUGCUGAAAAAUCGUAUCUGAUGCCUAUUACUUAUUCGGUACUUCUGCUUGGAAGAACCGUUCCGAACUCCUGGAGAGGAAACAAAAGAUCAGGCAUCAUUUGUUAUGGACUGUAAUGAGAAGUGUUUACCUUUUUACCCCCACAACUACCCUUGUUCUUAAUUAGACCGGGCUGAGACGAAUUUCAGUGCAUGAACCAUAACUUCUUGGUGCACCAAA
Molecule: messenger RNA, 965 nt
Organism: Triticum aestivum (bread wheat)
Lineage: Eukaryota; Viridiplantae; Streptophyta; Magnoliopsida; Poales; Poaceae
Source: RefSeq, a predicted model, not a curated record